GCUCGACUCAAAACCACCAUCGAAACACGACUUUUGAGGGAUUCGCAUAGACCAAGCGACUGCGUUUCUUUUCUUUUUUUCCUUAUUUUCCUCCCCGGUCAAUCGUUUUACCUGACGCUCGUUUAUUUUCGUGGGGGAGGGAUCUCGGAAAAAGUGGCAUAUUAUUUGUUUUUGUUUGGGAGUUUUUUUUGUCGCAUCGAGAGGAAGCUGCGCUUUUUGAGGGUCAUCUGGGAAACAAAAGACGGAUGAUAGGAGAUUGUUGCUGAGCUUUUGACCGACGCUCGUUUGUUUUGUUUAUUCUCGCGCGCUUGCGAUACCUUGUUACGACAACAUCGAACGAAACGACACCAACCUCCCGACGAUACCCUCACCAAAGCUCGAAUCGCUUCUCAACAAAAACCACCGCCAUCAUGUCUGGCUUUGGCGACUUCACGUCCAUCUGCGAGCACACGCCGCUGCCCCUCUGCGCCUCCGUCGGCCCCGUCCUGUCGUCGUCUGGCCGCGUCGGCAUCGAGCCCAGCUGCUACGCGCGCAACAUCGAGGUGGCCAACACAAUCAUCUUCGAGGGCGCCGCCUCCUUCGCCCACAUCGGCGCCCUCGUCAUGACCGUCAUCAUGAUCCUGCACGUGCGCUCCAAGUUCACUGCCGUCGGCCGCAAGGAGAUUCUGACUUUUUUUUACCUCUACAUGCUGCUCACUUUCAUCUCGCUCGUUGUGGAUGCUGGUGUUGUGCCUGCGGGCAGCGGGCCGUUUCCUUACUUUUCGAGCGUGCAGAAUGGCUUGACUAGUGCUGUUGUGACGUGUCUGCUGGUCAAUGGGUUUGUGGGCUUUCAACUGUACGAGGAUGGCACGCCGCUGUCGGUGUGGAUGCUGUGGCUCUGCUCCGUCGUUGCCUUUGCCAUUUCCUUCCUCGUCUCGCUGGCCACUUUCAAGGGAUGGGCGGGUAUUGGUCCGACCAACACUAUCGGUCUGUUUGUCGUCCUGUACUUGCUCAAUGCCAUUGAGCUCUUUGUCUACGUUGGCAUGCAGAUCCUGCUUGUUGUCAGAACGCUGCAGGACAGGUGGCCGCUGGGUGACAUUGCCUUUGGCAUCUUCUUCUUUGUUGCCGGCCAGGUCAUUCUCUAUGCUUUCAGCUCCAAGAUUUGCGUUGCCGUGAGCCACUACCUGGACGGCCUGUUCUUUGCCACAAUCUGCAAUCUGCUGGCCGUCAUGAUGGUCUACAAGUACUGGGACUCCAUCACCAAGGAAGAUCUCGAGUUUUCUGUCGGCACUCGCAUGAACAACUGGGAAGUCAAGGAACUCCUCGGAGAAGAUGAGCGCCGUGGAACCGUUUACGCCGAUGAUCCUUAUGCCCAGUCUAGCGGCUACGACAUGCCCUACUCGCCGACGAACCGCUACUCAUCUCGGCACUAAGUUGUUUUGCAGCUCCUGCGUUUGAUUUGAUUGUUAUUUUUAUAGUUAUUACUCUUUUACGAACGAACGCUUUAAUGGGGCUGGUGAAUCCCACGGCGAGCAAAUCACCGCCCCCCCCCCC
Trichoderma harzianum CBS 226.95 is the source of this 1533-nucleotide messenger RNA. RefSeq lists its product as hypothetical. The record is from RefSeq and is a predicted model, not a curated record. Bases 411 to 1412 code for a protein of 333 amino acids. Gene Ontology annotation, biological process: protein folding. NCBI's taxonomy places the organism in Eukaryota, Fungi, Ascomycota, Sordariomycetes, Hypocreales, Hypocreaceae. Gene Ontology annotation, cellular component: endoplasmic reticulum membrane. The transcript is spliced from 2 exons.